AUGGAUCUUCAUGCCGAUUCUCCCAAUUUCGGGAUGAAGAAACGAAAACAAGACGAACAGGAUGCUUUGGUCAGUGAUCAUGGAAAUUCCAUGAGUGUAGGAGAAUCAUCUGGUAGUGGUGACCCCUGCAAGAGUUUGACCUCGACAUCACUGAGUUCAAAGAAUUCAAAUGGUUCCGAUUCUGAUAUUUCAUGUCAUGACGAUGAUGAGGAUAUGAUUGAUGAUGAUGAUGAUGAUCAAUUCGACAAUUUGCCUCCUGGGAUAGAAGCUUCAGUACCUUGGUUGAAGGAUAUUGCUUCUAGUGAAUGCAAGCCGGCUGUUGCUCAUGUCCCUUCCGAGUCCAGUUCGAAAGAAAAAAUAGAUGAACCCACGGACACCGUCAUGCAAAAGUUUCGUCAAUUUAAGUCAUUUGAUACUGUUGAUUCUUUUCCUGAUCAUCACUAUGAUCAUCACUAUGAUAAGGAAGGUGCUUCAGUCUCAGAGGCACAGUUACAGCGACCAAAGAAUUGGGCAAAAAAAAUCCAGGACGAAUGGAAAAUCUUGGAGGAAAAUUUGCCAGAAACAAUCUUUGUGAGAGUUUGUGAAUCUAAGAUGGAGCUUCUUAGGGCUGUCAUCAUUGGACCUCAAGGCACUCCAUACCAUGAUGGCCUUUUCUUUUUCGAUUGCUUAUUUCCUUCUUCAUAUCCCACAGGUCCACCGAAAGUUCACUAUCACUCAGGUGGCCUAAGGCUAAAUCCAAAUUUGUAUCAAUGUGGAAAAGUGUGCCUUAGUCUCCUGGGUACUUGGCAUGGUAAGAAUAGCGAAAACUGGAUUCCAGAUAAAUCAACCAUGCUACAAGUCUUGGUUUCUAUACAAGCUCUUAUUCUGAAUGAGAAACCUUUUUUUAAUGAGCCUGGAUAUGCUAAUGCAUAUCUUGGCGAGGAGGGGCAAAGGAGAUCUAAGGAUUACAAUGAUAAUACUUUUAUUUUAUCCUUGAAGACAAUGAUGUAUGCCCUACGUAAACCGCCAAAGCACUUUGAGGACUUUGUUGCGGGGCAUUUCCGUCAAAGGGGCGUGGACAUACUGAAAGCAUGUAAGUCAUAUGCUGAGGGGGGACCAGUUGGAUCAGUUUUACAUAAUGCUGCUGCACCAAAUAAUCGUAGUAUUAGUGCUUCUGGCAAGAACCAAAAAGAAUUUCAGUCAACUGUGAGUAGGAUGAUGAACACCCUUGUUGCAUUUUUCAGCAAAAAUGGCUGCUCUAAUUGCGAAGAGUAUCGAUCUCUAGAGAUUUAUAACCUAUCUGCUGCUGCUACUGCUAACUUGGAAGUUUUCAAGAUAGAAUCUUCUGGCACAACAACAUUAACCCAGGUCUGA
Vicia faba (fava bean) is the source of this 1353-nucleotide messenger RNA. Lineage: Eukaryota; Viridiplantae; Streptophyta; Magnoliopsida; Fabales; Fabaceae. The record is from the annotation of a GenBank genome assembly.